AAAGUCCUUCAAAGUCUUACUAUUUAGCAUCACUAAAUCCCAUUUUUCACGGGCUUUCAUUUGGUAUAAAAUUCAUCAUAUCUCCGAUUUAGAAUUAUAGCGUUACUCCCCUUGAAUAAUAUUAUUUAUCACCCUGUAUAUAAUUGUGUUAUGAAUCUUUGUAUUUUAGGCCGAACUCAAACGCCUUUACACGAGUUUACAUUUACUUAAAACCAAAACAAUGAGAAAAGACAAUCCUCAUUUAACAAAACGUGGCCAACGACGUAAAAAUCGUCGAUUUUCAAUGCAAGCAUUUCAGCGACAUGGUGGAGGUACUGGUAUUGAAAAAGAAUCAAAAUCGAUAGCACAUAAAGAAAUAAGUGAACAUGAGCCAACAAAAACGCCCGAAGAUAGUACUGGAAGUCAUGAAGGACCCCAUGGACACACAAGUACGGAUGAAAAUGAAGAUCAUCCAGCCCUAACUACAGAGAUGACAACUCAACGUGUAACAUUUAAAUGA
This is a messenger RNA of Didymodactylos carnosus, 499 nucleotides long. The record is from the annotation of a GenBank genome assembly. Lineage: Eukaryota; Metazoa; Rotifera; Eurotatoria; Philodinida; Philodinidae.